This is a messenger RNA of Saimiri boliviensis boliviensis (Bolivian squirrel monkey), 1692 nucleotides long. RefSeq names its product GDP-mannose pyrophosphorylase B (gene GMPPB). The record is from RefSeq and is a predicted model, not a curated record. Lineage: Eukaryota; Metazoa; Chordata; Mammalia; Primates; Cebidae. Gene Ontology annotation, biological process: GDP-mannose biosynthetic process. Gene Ontology annotation, molecular function: mannose-1-phosphate guanylyltransferase (GTP) activity; GTP binding.
GUCACUGCCCGCGCCGGUCUGGCUUGAGUUUGGGACCACCCGCCGUCCGUCUGGCGUUGCCUUCCGGGUUGUGGUGGCCCCGGAUCCGGCGUCAGGGCGACCGGGCGGACAAGGUGGAUCUAGAGUUGGUCAGGCGGGUUGGUCAAGGGCGCGGGGCCGGGCACGGCGUUGGGAGUGCGCGGCAGGGGCCGGCCAGGCGGGCUGCAGGCACCUCAGGGCCCGGCACACCCUUCCAACGCCCGCAGGCGCAAUGAAGGCCCUGAUUUUAGUGGGGGGCUAUGGGACGCGGCUACGGCCGCUGACGCUGAGCACCCCGAAGCCACUGGUGGACUUCUGCAAUAAGCCCAUCUUGCUGCACCAAGUGGAGGCGCUGGCCGCGGCAGGCGUGGACCACGUGAUCCUGGCCGUGAGCUACAUGUCGCAGGUGCUGGAGAAGGAAAUGAAGGCACAGGAGCAGAGGCUGGGAAUCCGAAUCUCCAUGUCCCAUGAAGAGGAGCCUUUGGGGACAGCUGGGCCCCUGGCACUGGCCCGUGACCUACUCUCCGAGACUGCAGACCCUUUCUUCGUCCUCAACAGUGAUGUGAUCUGCGAUUUCCCCUUCCAAGCCAUGGUGCAGUUCCACCGGCACCAUGGCCAGGAGGGCUCCAUCCUGGUGACCAAGGUGGAGGAACCCUCCAAGUAUGGUGUUGUGGUGUGUGAGGCUGACACAGGCCGCAUUCACCGGUUCGUGGAGAAGCCGCAGGUGUUUGUGUCCAAUAAGAUCAAUGCAGGCAUGUACAUCCUGAGCCCUGCGGUGCUGCAGCGCAUCCAGCUGCAGCCUACGUCCAUUGAGAAGGAGGUCUUCCCUGUUAUGGCCAAGGAAGGGCAGCUAUAUGCCAUGGAGUUGCAGGGCUUCUGGAUGGACAUUGGGCAGCCCAAGGACUUCCUCACUGGCAUGUGCCUCUUCCUGCAGUCACUGAGGCAGAAGCAGCCUGAGCGGCUGUGCUCAGGCCCUGGCAUUGUGGGCAACGUGCUGGUGGAUCCAAGUGCUCGCAUCGGCCAGAACUGCAGCAUUGGCCCCAACGUAAGCCUAGGACCUGGUGUGGUGGUGGAGGAUGGUGUAUGUAUCCGGCGGUGUACGGUGCUGCGGGAUGCCCGUAUCCGCUCCCACUCCUGGCUUGAGUCCUGCAUUGUGGGCUGGCGCUGCCGCGUGGGCCAGUGGGUAAGCCUGUGGACUGGGCUAUGUGGGGAGAGGGGCGGGAGAAGGGCGGGAGAAGGGCAGGAGAAGGGUGGGGAAUGUGCCCGCAUCCCUGACAGGGCCUAUCCUCUCCUGGAGGUUCGCAUGGAGAAUGUGACAGUGCUGGGUGAGGACGUCAUAGUUAAUGACGAGCUCUACCUCAACGGAGCCAGCGUGCUACCCCACAAGUCUAUUGGCGAGUCAGUGCCAGAGCCUCGUAUCAUCAUGUAAGGGGAUACAGCGGGGCUGGCCGAGCCCCGGUUUUCCCAUCGGCAAGGGGAGUGCUGGCCUGACACAUCGGAAGACCCUGGACUUUUGUCUGAGGGGCAUUGGAUGAAGCUGAAGCUGUUGGACACCUGCCUUCUCAUGUGGACAUCAUCUGGCAGGAUCUCUGCCAGGCACACCCAACAAACCCCACUCCCUCAAGAAGGGCCAGGGCCAGGGCUGUAUGGAAUAAUAAUUUAAUGCUCACUGUG